Molecule: messenger RNA, 648 nt
Organism: Penicillium malachiteum
Lineage: Eukaryota; Fungi; Ascomycota; Eurotiomycetes; Eurotiales; Aspergillaceae
Exons: 3
Coding region: 1-648 (215 amino acids)
Biological process (GO): protein N-linked glycosylation
Cellular component (GO): Golgi membrane
Molecular function (GO): glycosyltransferase activity
Source: RefSeq, a predicted model, not a curated record
AUGGGUCGACUCAAUCAUUACCUUUUCGCCAAAAUUCACGGAUACGACUACAAAUUCGCUCAAGUCCAAGACCCCAAACGAAGACACGGAACCUGGUACGCGGACACAGUCAUUCCAUACUUACAUCUUCCCCUGGAAUGGCUCCUGAAUUACUGGAAUAUUGUUCCGGAGACCCUCAUGGCUCUUGCGCGGGAUCCCGCAGACCCGAUAAACAACGAUGAUCGAGGCCGCACAUUACUCAAUACUGGAUUCAUGAUUGCGCAGCAAAGUUCUCGGACGAAGGAGCUUUUUCAAGCGUGGGAUGAAUGUCUGGGUGAAAAACGGUAUCCAAAAUGCUCGCGUUGGGGCUUCAAUUGGCCGCAUGAACAGGGCGCAUUUGGCAAUUUCAUUCGGUAUGAUUUCAAUGGAUCGCAAGAUAUCAAGGUGCUUCCUUGUGCCGAAGCGAAUGGGUGUCCUGAAUCAGCACACUUCGGAUGCAUGGGGAGACUUGUUCGCCAUUAUUGGAUUGGGAAGGGCUUGGUUCCAGCUGCUGUGCAAGAGUCGGUUUUACGAUCUUUCGUGCCUCGCUUGCACGAGAUGUUCCUGCAUGAUUAUUGGGCAGGGAUUGAUCGAUGGGGGAAUGGGAGUGCUAUGGCGGGAAUUCCUUAG